AUAUAUAUAUCUAAGUAUAUUUAUAACAUUGCAACUAUUCUUCUGCGUCAUCCAAUCGUUCCUCAACCAGGUUUUAAUGAAGUCAUUAUUUAUUGUUUUGCUGUUUCUAGUCAUUUUUUUCACACUGUAUAUUUAUUCUGGCGAGUAGGGGCGAGGUUAGAUGAAGGGAGAGAGCGACUGAGGAACCCGGUUAGUCCGAGAGAGAGCAGGUUCCGCGCUAACCUGCCAGGUUUAACGCGGAAGUUCGCGAAGAUCGCCGGUGAUUCUUGGCGUUAUCCGGGGCUGGGAGGCGGUGGUGAAGAUGGAGGAGGAGGAAGCGGGGGCCGGGGCCGGAGCCGGAGCCGCGGCCAGGAACGGGGCCUGGGCCGCUCUGGAGCCGGGAGAAGGCGCGGGCCAGGCGCCGGCGCCGGGGCCUGGGCUCGGACAGCCUCCUCCGCCGCCGCUCUGUAACUGGCAGGCGACCCAGAGCUCGGUGCGGGAACGCUUCGCCUUCCUGUUCAACAACGAACUGCUGAGCGACGUCCACUUCGCGGUGGGGAAGGGUCGCGGGGCCCAGCGCUUCCCCGCCCACCGUUUCGUGCUCGCCGUCGGCAGCGCCGUCUUCGACGCCAUGUUCAACGGUGGCAUGGCCACCCGCUCGGCCGAGGUGGAACUGCCCGACGUGGAGCCCGCCGCCUUCCUGGCGCUACUCAGAUUUCUGUACUCGGAUGAGGUGCAGAUUGGCCCUGAGACUGUGAUGACCACUUUGUACACGGCCAAGAAGUAUGCAGUGCCAGCCCUAGAAGCUCACUGCGUGGAAUUUCUCACCAAGCACCUGAGGGCUGACAAUGCCUUCAUGCUACUCACCCAGGCACGAUUGUUUGAUGAGCCGCAGCUUGCCAACCUCUGCUUGGACAUCAUCGACAGAAACGUCGCAGAUGCUAUCAAUGCAGAGGGCUUCACCGAUAUAGAUCUAGACACGCUGUGUGCAGUGCUGGAGCGCGACACGUUGAGCAUCCGUGAGAUCCGGCUGUUUGCUGGAGUGGUCCGCUGGACAGAAGCAGAAUGCCAGAGGCAACAGCUGCCAGUCACUCCGAGGAACAAGCAGAAGGUGCUGGGGAGAGCCGUCGGCCUUGUUCGAUUUCCACUCAUGACCAUCGAGGAGUUCUCUGCAGGACCAGCUCAGGCUGGGAUACUGUCUGACCGAGAGGUUGUUAAUCUAUUUCUACACUUCACCUUGAACCCCAAACCACGGGUGCAGUACAUUGACCGACCGCGCUGUUGCCUGCGUGGCAAGGAGUGCAGCAUCAACCGCUUUCAGCAGGUGGAAUGUCGCUGGGGCUACAGUGGAACAAGUGAUAGGAUCAGAUUUUCAGUGACGAGAAGAGUGUGUGUCUUGGGCUUCGGACUCUAUGGAUCUAUACAUGGGCCAACUGACUACCUGGUCAACAUACAGAUCAUUGAAAAUGAUAAUGCAACAAUAGCCCAAAAUGACACUGGAUUUUGCUGUGAUGGAUCUGCAAGCACGUUUAGGGUCAUGUUCAAGGAGCCUGUUGAGAUAUUGCCAAAUAUCGUUUACACUGCCUGUGCCACUCUCAAGGGGCCUGAUUCUCAUUAUGGCACCAAGGGAUUGCGGAAGGUCCAACAUGAGUCAUCCGUGACUGGGAUCAACACCUCCUUUGUCUUUUUCAAUGUGCUGGGGAACAAUAAUGGAACGUCAGUGGAAGAUGGGCAGAUCCCCGAAAUCAUCUUCUUCACGUAGCAUGGCUUGGAGCACAGGAAUUCAAUCUCACAGAGUCCAUCUGUUAUACGCUGGGAUUACUGUUUUCUGUUUCAUUGCUAUUUGUUGAUUUCCUCCCUUAGAGAUGCUGCUCAUCACAGGGAAACAGCAGUGAAAUUAUAGCCAGAGGUAACUUAAUGUGAGCUCCUCCUAAGAUUUUCAAUUUACUGUGGGGCUAGCAAGUUCCCAUGAAGUUUGGCAGAGAAUGCUGAGUGGGAUAUCCCACGAUUAAACCAGAAAGCUAUACCAGUUGACUGGACUGCCUAUGUUCCCAUUACAAGUAAGCAGGAAAUUCAGCACCACAACAUUGUGUAUGAAGAACUUCAAAAUGGAUGCACUUUCUGCCACAGUUGCACUUUGUUGUCUUAUAGGGUAUCUGUUCCUCACAGAAUUAUGCUCAGAUUGCAUUUUCUACUGACCUAAUUCUUUUGAUCCCAGUUACUUCUUGCUACUUCCCGUUGAGAGCUAAUCACUUACCAGGUGCUGAAGUGCCUGAGGUGCCUACUGACCAUGGUCCACCUAUCGCAAGCUUCAGCAGAGCGGGGAAAGAGCAUCCCUCAUCAAUCCUAAGUGUUAAUCUCCCUUCCACCACUACUUUACUUAUCGCAACCUACCACUAAAGUGCCUUAACUUAUUGAUCAGGGAUUUGACGGGCGGCUAAUUUACAGUGUUCCUGCGACUGGUAAGGGGAUUAAGAAGCCACCAGUGAAAAUCAAUCUAGGCUGCUUAAAAUAUUAUUUGUAUAAAUUAAAUUAGAGCUGAGAAAUUAAAGGGUCAUCAUAGAG
This is a messenger RNA of Leucoraja erinaceus (little skate), 2544 nucleotides long. Its product is annotated as BTB/POZ domain-containing protein 1-like. The transcript is spliced from 8 exons. Gene Ontology annotation, molecular function: protein binding. The coding region runs from base 302 to 1741 and encodes 479 amino acids. Gene Ontology annotation, cellular component: P-body; cytosol. The record is from RefSeq and is a predicted model, not a curated record. Gene Ontology annotation, biological process: neurogenesis. NCBI's taxonomy places the organism in Eukaryota, Metazoa, Chordata, Chondrichthyes, Rajiformes, Rajidae.